Ectocarpus sp. CCAP 1310/34 is the source of this 1668-nucleotide messenger RNA. NCBI's taxonomy places the organism in Eukaryota, Phaeophyceae, Ectocarpales, Ectocarpaceae. The record is from the annotation of a GenBank genome assembly.
AUGCGAAGUCAAUGGUCCAACGACUACGGCAUGCACGACUUUGAGUACCCCCCCGCUCCCCCCCCCCCCCAGAGAAGUCGGAGAGGGGGAUCGGCCUCCUACACCAAUGGCGGGGCGGUGGGGAUCGAGAAAUCUUCGUUUCACACAAAGGCGUCGCAUCCACGCAAGAAUACGUCCCACAAAACCGCCGAUCACGGGAGCAGCGCUGCGGUGGGACUAACGGUUUCCUUUUCCCGGGGAUGCUCCGUUAGUUCGGAUGAGGCUUUGACCGGGCACGGCGUUGGGGUAACCGGGCACAGAGAUGGGGCGGUGGUUUUCGAGGAACGCAAAGGCAUCCGCGGAGAGUUCCUAUUGGUAGUGACUACAGAUAUUCUAUGGGUCCCUUCUCCAUGGGCGGGCAACGGUAGGAGCUUCCUCAGACGCGACACCAACGUGGAUGACGACAACUCCACCGUGCUUCGCGGCAGCAGUGGGGUCGGCAUGUCCUCCGCGGACCUCCGCCCACGGGGGCAUCGUCAACUCACCGUGAGCACGCCGUGUGUCUGCACAAACUUGUUCUGGCUGUUGGCUGUCGUCUCGAUGGGCCUCGUCACGCUGAUCGGGCUAUUCUGCCUGUCGCGCCGGCAUCCCGACGGGCGUCGCCGUUGGGCGUUGCGCCGUUCCUACCCAAAGAAAGCGCUCCCGUUGACGGAGGAAGACUGCCGCGCUGACGGGAUGGCUGCCGCCCGCGCCACUGGGGUAGCUAGCGGGGAUCUCAAGGCAGGUGGUGACAUGGGUAACUCGUUGGCGCAGCCUUACCAUCUCCACGAGGAUCUGUACACUAUGCGUCACCCGAGCUACGAAGACGAAAGGCCGUUCGUGCUCCCUCAAAACCGAAAGAAACUUCGCGAGAAACCGCAGGCGAACGUUCGAUCGACCGUCGAGGAGACAAUCAUCCCAAGUUCCAGCGGUAGCGACGAGACGCCUGUGGACGAAGACGGACCGGGCCUUCCGCCCUUCGCUAUCCACCGCGGUGACGUUUCGGAUGUACGGGUUCCUCCACAGGAAGCCGUCAGAGAUGAUGUCUUCGACAGCGGGAUGGAACGCUUCUCCGACGACAGUCUGGUGGAAGAAGAGACGGUCACGGUCCCGAUCGGGAAACAUGUCACGUCGCCCAGGAUUUACAGAUCCGGUUCCCGCGAAUUGCCGACGUCACCACUGCAGGUUCAACCCACAUUAUUGUCAAUGGUCUCCGGCACGACCUCGCCUGGGGAGGGUGCGACCGUUCCGGCGGAUCGGCGCUGCCAACCUGACACCCUGCUUUGCGAUGGAGAGAGACAAGUGCAAGUCACCGCCGGCAACACGGCCAGCGGAGUAGCAGCAGAUGGGCGGGACGCCCGUGCUUUGUCUCCACGAACGGCCAGCAGCCGUUCUCCUUCCCGUGGCGGCGCCGGUCCUGUGGAUCUUGGUCUCUGCGAAUCGGCGUCUUCGACAAGAUGGGCCGACCAAAUGCCAAAGGAGCCGGACGACGACAUGUGCUACAGUCCCGACAACGAAAUCGAGGGCGAGUUCUUCGCCAUCAUGGGCCACCAAACAAGCGGCCUGGUGCUCGUGAGUCGACAAUCCCCACAUGGAGAGAAGCCUGACCGCCACAGUUUGGGCAGCGUCGGUGGCGGUGAUUACUUGUGA